Oppia nitens is the source of this 2918-nucleotide messenger RNA. RefSeq lists its product as uncharacterized. Bases 699 to 2918 code for a protein of 739 amino acids. Gene Ontology annotation, cellular component: membrane. The record is from RefSeq and is a predicted model, not a curated record. NCBI's taxonomy places the organism in Eukaryota, Metazoa, Arthropoda, Arachnida, Sarcoptiformes, Oppiidae. The transcript is spliced from 4 exons.
UCUUUCGACUCAAUAAUUUCAUACAAAGAGUGUAUAAGUGACUAACAAACACAUCAAUUGUUUGUAUCAUAAGUUUGUAAAUUCAGUACAAUUUGUGGUCCAAACACUGUGUGCUAAAUAUACAGUAUCUGUCAAUGCAUUCAUUCGUUUCAAGUUUUAUUGUAUUUCUCAUCACAACUGAAUUCAAGCCGGAUAUUUCCAAUUAGUGGACCGAAUGCAUGGAAAAUACUAUGAUAUAAGUAAUAAAAUAAUACAAUUAUUGGAGUUAUUUUGUUAGAUAACAUUUCAAAGGCAAUUGUGUAAUAGUGUUAGUGUUUGCGUGUGUUUUAGUAUUGAAUUUAUGCCAUAAUAGCCAUCAUUUGGUAAGCAAUGCCAGUGGAGAUCACCAGCACCAGCACCAGCACCUGCACCUGCCUCUGGUCGUGAAUUAGACAAUAUUACAUAUGUGUUGUGCUAUUCAACACUCUCUACAUAUUAGUCGUGAUCUUUAUUUCUCAAACCAAACAUAUCUUUUGUUGUCUUACUUUUACGGUUUUACCAACAAAUGGGUGGCAAACAAGUGGAUAUCGCAGGUUAAAGACUGCAUUUAGUAAUAACCAACAAAUUGAACAACAGUUGACCAUCAACUUCGACAAUAAAAGUUGGACCCAAACGGUGUCAAACAGUCAUCGAUUGGAAACAAUAAGUUUUCUUCUAUAAUGUCAUUGAAAGCUAUUGAACGCAAACGAAACGGUCUGAAUGUUGUCAACUGUUUCUUCUAUUCAGCACUGGCAUGUUUGGUACCAUACCUGAGCGCUCAUAUGCGUGAAAUUGGUAUCACAAAAGUUCAAUCGGCAUGGAUUACAUCGAUUGUAGCGCUUAUAAGUAUGAUUGGACCGCUAUGUUUGGGACCAAUUGCUUAUAAAUAUAACAAAUAUAAAUCAAUUCUUGUGUUUUGUUUGUUAUUAUCAUUUAUCUCAUAUACGGGACUAUUAUUUGUCCCAAAAGUUAUUAUAACUGAAAGACAACCAAAGAUUUAUUAUGAUUGCACGCAAAGUAUUUUACGUAUAGAGCAGUGCCCUAAUUGGGAGGGACAGUGUCAUACAUAUCCAAAGAGACCGGCCACUAAUUUCUCAAACUUUCAGUUCACAAGCUGUUCCUAUGAAUGUCCAUUUAGUGGUUCAUAUAACUCUUCAUGGAAUCCAAUCAAUGUCUGCUUUAUGGGAACUCCUAACGAUGGAUCUUUAUGUCUAACACUCAGUAGGGAUGGUAUGAGUGCUGAUACUCAGGCAUCACGAAGAACAGAAGGACCCGAUGGACAGACAUCUGAGACAUACGAUGUGAUUCAGUUUGACUCCAGAUUUGAUAGAUGGCCAGUCAUCGAGAGUACUAAAGAUGAUAUUAUUGAUCGUGUAUUUCAUAAUGAACCCACCUGUACAUACCAACCGGCACCUCCAUUACUAUUUAACCAAAAACUUUACCAUAAUGUACAGUGCAAACCAUAUGUUCCCAAUUGUAAUGUCUAUUGUCAUAUAAAUUUACGACAUCGACUGUCCACUCGUGAUAAAGAUGUACAAUUGAGACCUCCGACACCAUGUCUUAUAGAAACAGGAGAUCCAAAACAAACAUUUUACGCAUAUUUAACUAUCAGAUCUUUGGGUGACUUUUCACUAUUCACUGCUUAUACUCUAUUGGAUGCGCUUUCAGUUACAAUGACUAACGAUUUUGAUUCAAUUUAUGGUGGAUUUUCAAAAGUUUGGGCACUAGUAAUACCAAUGAUUGCAUGGCCACCGAUUACAGGACAACUUAUUGACUAUUUUUCUACAAUAGACAGUCCUAACUAUGCCCCAUCUAUUAUUAUAUUUGAUGGUCUGGUAGUGAUUACAGCAUUUCUAGUAUUAAUGAUGCCACUAACGCCUAUCAAUUUGUUAUCUAAGUCAAUAUCGCAACAAAUCGGUAAAACAGCACCAAUAGUACCAACAGAUGAGUCAUAUCCCAGACAACAUACUAAUGGGUCGGCUAUAUGUCGGCUUUUAUUAUUUUUUCCUCUUAUACUAAUCCUCGGCUGUCAAUGGGGUUUAUUGGAGACAUUUUUGCAUCCAUUUUAUAUAAAUAUGAAAACAAACAAACUAUGGAUAGGAUUAACAUUUACGGCCACUUUUGGUGCGGCCGCUCCCUUCACAUUCAUUGCUAAAUCAUUGAUCAAUGGAGUCGGAAGGGCUAACCUUAUAAUACUAGCCUUUGUAUUUUAUAGUCUUCGUUUUGGUGGUGUAUCCUUUUUGUUGUACCCUAAAUGGCUUCUCAUACCUUUUGAAAUGAUGGAAGCAUUUACUCUUCCUUUGGCUUGGAUUGGUAUUACAUCCUAUUGUCAUCAUCUCAUUAAAAGAAGUCCAAACGCCAGUACAUACGCUACGGGAACUAUAUAUCAGGAAUGUUCGUCACAUAUAAUACUUCAGUACACUUUAAACUUAAUACAUUUUGGUGGCGGUCGAGCACUGGGAGCUGUCAUCGGAGGUGUUUGGCUAUUAUCAUGGCCUCAGUAUAGCAAUUGGUGGUAUUGGCUCAAUGAUGUUGACAUAGAUUAUACUGAAGGAUAUACUUAUUUAGAGGAUGGCUUUCGUGUGCUUUUAAGAUUAACGGGCAUAAUGUCCAUAAGUAUAGCACUGGUAGUGGUUAUUAUCUACCACUGCUGUUGUUCAUUAAUACUCUGUAAAACAAAAAAGUCAAAAAAAGUUAAAUCAAUGAAAGAACAGACGCCAGAAGUUAUCUUAAAUGGAAAUUAUUCGCGACUUCUCGAGUCACAGAAAACCACAGAAAAUGUCCAAAUGUUGAAACAAAACCAAAUCAAAACCAAUGGUCUUAAGAGUGAUAUCGACAGAAUCAAAAUGGCCGACGAAGACAUUGAUGAAGAAGAAGAGACUCUUUUGAAUCACAAAUGA